Molecule: messenger RNA, 1193 nt
Organism: Procambarus clarkii (red swamp crayfish)
Lineage: Eukaryota; Metazoa; Arthropoda; Malacostraca; Decapoda; Cambaridae
Product: protein FMC1 homolog
Cellular component (GO): mitochondrion
Source: RefSeq, a predicted model, not a curated record
UUUCAAACCCCACAAUUUGGUUUCUCCGUGUUUGUUCCUGUAUGGUUGGUGUUAUGGUGCUCCACAACUGGUCCUGUAUGGCCUCCCAGCUGACCAGUAUACACAAACUUUUCCCGGGAGAACUUGCUAUUACUCUAAAAUGACAUCAUCUGCCUUAAAGAUUCAAACCCUGAGAAGUCUUAUCCGAGAGCUGCGUAGGUCUCUUCCAGAACAUGAGACGUUGAAACACUCCCCAGCCUUUUCCUAUAUAAUUGACCAGUAUCGUCGUAAUGCUCUCACUGAUCAGCAGUACUGCCGUGAGCAGGAAGAGAUGGCCCAUCUUGCACAGACUUAUGCUACAUACUUGGAAUCCAGCAGAAAAUAUAUGGAACUGUACAGUGAAUAUUACAGUCAUGGUGAAAAAACAGUGAAGGAAACUGCUGAUAUGGUUGGCUUUAAACUUCCCAAUGACCCAUAUAAAGACGUAUGAAUUAUGUGGCAUUAUUUCAAAAUAGAACAAGAAUUUUAUGCAUGUAAAUAUAUGCAAGUUGUUACAGAAACUGUUUAUGAAUUUUGCUAAAUUAAAUUGCACAUUAUGUGGAUUUCACAGUAAAUAUAUUACAGUAACAAGAUGAUAGCCACAAAAAUUCUCAUUUGUAAUUUAUACAAUAUAGAUAUAAAAUUGAUUUGCAAUGACAUUCAUUAAAACAAAAAAUACUGUUUAUAAAAACCAUUUGCUUAAAUAUUUUUAUUUCAAUACUGUUCUACUCGAUGGCGCAUAUAAUGUUUAAAACUAAGUGGAGUGAAAAUCAGUACUGUAUUAAUUAUACAAUACAGUAAUGUAUUUUAUGCCUAUAAUAUAUAAAUACUGUUUAGAUAUCCCCAAAUCUCAUUACCUGCAAUGGUUACGUAAGUACUGUACUGUAUUUUUGCAAUUUAAUAGUGUGUAACCAAGAUGCAUUCAUCAGUACUUUACUGUACUGUACUGUAAAUUAUUUGUAUAUAUUAAUGAGAUUUGGUGAUGGGUUGCAUCCAUAUUUUAUAUUAUGGAUUACAAUUUAAUCCACCAUUAAAAAUUUGUCUCAAUGAAGACCUAAAUCAUGAUUAUGACAAGUCAUCCUUUUAUGUAAUUAAUUCAGAAGGAGCAGUUUCUUGAUAUAAAUAAAUGUUAAGAAUUUAGUUGUACUGUAAUAAAAUUGCAGUACAGUAAUUCA